Messenger RNA from Chlorella variabilis, 1110 nucleotides. RefSeq lists its product as hypothetical. The record is from RefSeq and is a predicted model, not a curated record. Gene Ontology annotation, molecular function: gamma-glutamyl-peptidase activity. The transcript has 12 exons. Gene Ontology annotation, biological process: tetrahydrofolylpolyglutamate metabolic process. The coding region runs from base 1 to 1110 and encodes 369 amino acids. Lineage: Eukaryota; Viridiplantae; Chlorophyta; Trebouxiophyceae; Chlorellales; Chlorellaceae. Gene Ontology annotation, cellular component: vacuole.
AUGCCUGGCGCGGCGGUGGCAGGGCGCGCCCUCCCCUCUGAGGCAACUCUGCUGGCUGGCGGCAAGCCCUGGGAGAAGAAGCCUGCCACCUACAACAAGCCGUUGAUCGGCAUUCUAGCGCAGGCCUGCCAUUACUGCCCCGGCCGUAGCUAUGUGGCUGCUGGCUUUGUCAAGUGGAUUGAGGCUGCAGGCGCCCGCGCCGUGCCCAUCCGGUUCUACAACUCCGAGCAGGAGCUGCACCGCAUCUUCAAGUCGGUCAACGGCAUCAUCUUUCCGGGGGGGCUUACGGACCUGUGGCAGGACUCGCCCUACGUGAUCGCUGCGCGCAAGCUGUGGCAGUGGGCCAAGGAUGCCAACGAUGCGGGCGACGUGUUCCCCAUCCACGGCACCUGCCUGGGCUUCCAGCUGCUGCACAUCCUGGAGGCGAAUGUGUCGUUCACUCAGCUGCUGGUGGACACAGACUCGGUGGCCCACCCAUACACUCUGGACUUCACUGACGCCGUCAAGGAGUCAACCAUGUUUGGAGGCCUGGCCGACGACCUGAUUGAGAAGCUGGGGGAUUCGCAGUACAACAUCUCCAUGGAGAACCACAUGUUUGGGCUGCCCCCCGCCCACUAUGACAAGUGGCCGCUGCUGCGCCAGAACUUCAACAUGGUGUCGACCAGCAAGGACCGCAACGGCGUGGAGUAUGUGUCCUCCGCAGAGCACAAGCACUACCCCUUCUUCGCCACGCAGUGGCACCCCGAGAAGCCGCCAUUUGAGUUUGGCAUGCACGAGAUCCCUCACACCCUGGACGCAAUCCUCGUCUCCCAGCACCUGGCCAACUCGUUUGUGGACACGGCCCGCCGCUCCUCUCACCGCCCCGAGUCCCCCGAGCAGGAGCUGGAGCUGAUGAUUUACAACUGGAAGCCCUACUUCACCCUCAAGGACUCUGUGAUGGACCCCUCCUAUGACGGCCCCGACAUGUGCUAUUUCUUCGAUCGCCCCGACGAUGAGGCGCCUGAGAACAGCCUGACCGGCCGCUCCGCCGCCGUCAAGUCCUUUGCUGGCCACCUGUCGGCGGCAGGCCAGCCCAAGGGCGAGCCCACGCUGCAGCUGGCCAUGGCCUGA